AUGCCCCAAGCCUCGGAGCACCGUGUCGGCCGGGCCAGAGACCACACUGUUGUCACCUCCCAGCCCAAGGCUGCUGCCAAGCUGCCCAGCGGGCACCGGGCCCUGAGCCAGGAGCGCCAUGCUGCCACCCUGGCCUCCACCGCCGCCGCCAACGGGCUCUCCCCGGCCCCCAAGCUUCGCCUUCUGCCGCCCCGGCCCAGCCCACUGGAUGACCGUGGCAAGAAGCUGGAGCUGGACCGGGGUCGGGCCUCGAAACGGGGGGAGGCUCUCCGUGGCUCGGCGUGCCGGCGGGGGCCCGUGAAGGCGGACCAUGCGGUGCGGGUGCCCGGCUCUCCGCAGGCGGGUGCUGUGCUGGGCAGCGCCUCCUUCUCCCUGCCCGCUGGGGCCUCGCUGGCGGGGCGCGAGGCGGAGCGCCGACGGAGCAACCUGGCCCGCUCCAAAUCCAUCAGCAUCGGGGACCUGAGCCAGGGUGGCGGCAGUGGCCGCGCCGAGGACGUGGCGGCGGUGCUGAGCCGGUUGGUGCUGAGGGACUGCGGCCACCAGCUGAGCGCUGGCUCGCUGGCGCUCAGGAGGAGCUCCUCUCUCCGGAGGGUCAACGUCUCCCCAGGGCUGGAUGGGAAGCCCACUGCCCCGCUGCUCUCCGUCCGGCCCGAGGGCUGCCCGAGGACUCGUACUGCCCCCGACUCCCCGUACACCCACAGCCCCAGCGUUCUGGCGCCUGGCAGCCCCGCCGUGGGCCGAGCCCCGGCACCCGGCAGGACCGAGGAGAAGGCAGCAGCCGGAGCCACGCUGGUGGAGCUGCCACGCAAGCUGCACCGCACCCUGCUCACCAAGCGGGAGCUGCAGGGCCGCGGCGCUGACAUCUCCGAGUCGGUGGUACACACAGCCGUCAUGGGGCUGCUGCUCGUCAGCGGCGAGACCCAUCACACCUUGCUGCUGGGCUCAGGCCACGUCGGCCUCAGGAACCUGGGCAACACGUGCUUCAUGAACGCUGUGCUGCAGUGCUUGAGCAGUACCAAGCCGCUGCGGGACUACUGCCUGCGCCGGGACUUCCAGCAGGAGCAGCCCCCCGGCCCCCGCGCCCCCCAGGAGCUCACCGAAGCCUUCGCCGAUGUCAUCGCCGCCCUCUGGCACCCCGACUCCUCUGAGGCCGUCAACCCUGGGCGCUUCAAGGCUGUCUUUCAGAAAUACGUUCCCUCCUUCACCGGAUACAGCCAGCAGGACGCGCAGGAGUUCCUCAAGUUCUUCAUGGACCGGCUGCAUGUGGAGAUCAACCGCAAGGGCCGCAGGACCCCCAGCAUCCUCUCGGAUGCUCGGCGGACCCCCGCACUGGAGGACCCUGAGACACUGAGCGACGAUGAACGCGCCAACCAGAUGUGGAAGCGAUACCUGGAGAGGGAGGACAGCAAGAUCGUGGAUCUCUUCGUGGGGCAGCUGAAGAGCUGCCUGAAGUGCCAGGCGUGCGGCUACCGCUCCACCACCUUUGAGGUCUUCUGCGAUCUCUCCCUGCCCAUCCCAAAGAAGAGCUUUGCUGGUGGGAAGGUCUCGCUCCACGACUGCUUCAGCCUCUUCACCAAGGAGGAGGAGCUGGACUCGGAGAACGCCCCGGUCUGCGACAAGUGCCGGCAGCGGACGCGGAGCACGAAGAAGCUGACAAUCCAGCGCUUCCCCCGCAUUCUGGUGCUCCACCUGAACCGGUUCUCCACCACCCGCUACUCCAUCAAGAAGUGCUCCGUCUUCGUGGACUUUCCCCUGCAGCAGCUCAACCUGCGGGAGUUCGCCAGCGAGAAGGUCUCCGAGCUCGGCCUGGAGGGUGACGUCCUGCCCGUCCCCGGGGACCACCCGGCCUCCAGGAACCGCUUCCUCUACACCGGCGGGGCCCUGCACAAGAUGCCCUCGGGCCUGGGAGGCCUGCUGCGGCCAGUGCCCCCCUUCUCGCGGGCGCUGCUCUGGAGCGGGGUGCGGGACCUGCUGGCGCCAGCUGGGACGGAGUCCGACGAGAGCGUGCACGCCUUCGUUCAUCGCCGCUUCGGCCGGGAGGUGGCCGACAUCGCCGUGGACAGCCUGUGCCGGGGGGUGUUUGCCGGGGACUGCCGGGCACUGAGCAUCCGCUCCUGCUUCCCCGCGCUCUUUGAGGCCGAGCGGCGCCGGCGAUCCGUCCUGCUGGGGCUGGCGCUGGGCUCCGGGAAGGAGCGCGGGGCCGAGUCAGGGCUGAGCCAGCGGGCACGGGCUGAGCGCUGGAGCCAGUGGUCGCUGCGGGGUGGGAUGGAGAGCCUGCCCGAGGCGCUGGCGGCCUUCCUGCGCCUGCGCGGCGUCGAGCUGCGCUGUCACACGCCCCUGCGCCGCCUGAGCCGCCGCCCCGACGGCCGCUGGCAGCUCACCCUGGCAGACGGCACCGUGACGGCCGACCACGUGGUCAGCGCCCUCCCGGCCGCAGCCCUGGCUGAGGUCCUGCCAGCCGAGGCCGAGCCGCUGGCACAGGAGCUACGGCACAUCCCGACUGUGUCAGUGGCCGUGGUGAACCUGCAGUACGAGGGUGUCGCAUUGCCUGUCACGGGCUUUGGGCACUUGGUGCCCUCCUCCGAGGAUGCCUCCCUCCUGGGCAUUGUCUACGACUCAGUGGCCUUUCCCCAGCACGACGCCACGGGGGCCGCCUCGGUGCGGCUGACGGUGAUGCUGGGAGGCGCCUGGUUCGGGCAGAGCUUUGGGGACCCGGCGACAGUGGCGCCGGCACUGCUGCUGCGGCGGGCACAGGCGGCCGUGCGGGAGCAGCUGGGCCUGGAGCCGGCCCCGACCCGCUCCAUCGUCAGGGUGCACCAGAGGCGCCCCCCCCCUGCCCCCGCCCCCACAGAGCGCAUCGGCAGCUUCCUGGCGGAGCAGCGGCUACCCCUCAGCCUCAUCGGGGCCUCCUAUGCCGGUGUCUCCGUCAACGACUGCAUCGCCAGCGCCAAAGCAGCCGUCGGGCGGCUGCUGGGUCAGCUGCACUGA
Messenger RNA from Nipponia nippon (crested ibis), 2988 nucleotides. NCBI's taxonomy places the organism in Eukaryota, Metazoa, Chordata, Aves, Pelecaniformes, Threskiornithidae. The record is from RefSeq and is a predicted model, not a curated record.